AUGGCUGCUCAGAACUCUCGCUUCGACCCCACCUUCACUGACCAGGUGGUCAACGCCAUGGGUCCCAAGACCCCCGAGCGUGCUCGCGUUCUCUUGGGUGCUCUCAUCCGUCACAUCCACGACUUCGCCCGUGAGGUCGAGCUGACCCCCGCCGAGUGGAUGAUGGGCGUUGAGUUCAUCAACUCUAUCGGUCAGAUCAGCACUCCCAUUCGUAACGAGGGUCACCGCUGCUGCGACGUCAUCGGCCUCGAGUCGCUCGUCGAUGAGAUUGCCAACAAGAUCGUGACCGAGCAGGGCCUGUCUCCCACCUCCAACGUCAUUCUGGGCCCCUUCUGGUCUCCCAACGCUCCCUUCCGUGCUCUGGGCGAUAGCAUCAUCCAGGAUCCUCUGGACAACGGCCGGGUCACCUACAUGCACGGUCGUCUGACUGACAUGGAGACCGGCAAGCCCAUCGUCGGCGCCGUCCUCGAUAUCUGGCAGGCGUCCGCCAAUGCCCAGUACGACUUCCAGGAUCCCAACCAGAGCGAGAACAACCUGCGUGGCAAGUUCCGCUCCAACGAGAAUGGCGAGUUCUACUGGUACUGCUACCACCCCACUGCCUACUCGUUGCCUACCGACGGCCCUGCCGGUGUCCUGCUCAACCUGAUGGACCGCUCCCCCAUGCGCCCCGCGCACAUCCACUUGAUGAUCACCCACCCCGAAUACGCCACCGUCAUCAACCAGAUCUACCCCAGCACCGACCCCCACCUUAAGAUCGAUUCCGUCUUUGCCGUCAAGGAUGACCUGGUUGUUGACUUCAAGCCCAAGACUGACGACCCCAAGGCCGAGCUCGACCUGACCUACAACGUCACCAUGGCCAAGAAGGAGCACCACCCCAACCCCAACUCCGCUCCCCCCAAGUCCUCCUUCGAGCGUUCGAUGGCCACCAAGCUGUGA
This is a messenger RNA of Penicillium macrosclerotiorum, 936 nucleotides long. Its product is annotated as putative catechol dioxygenase. Lineage: Eukaryota; Fungi; Ascomycota; Eurotiomycetes; Eurotiales; Aspergillaceae. Gene Ontology annotation, biological process: catechol-containing compound metabolic process. The coding region runs from base 1 to 936 and encodes 311 amino acids. The record is from RefSeq and is a predicted model, not a curated record. The transcript has a single exon. Gene Ontology annotation, molecular function: catechol 1,2-dioxygenase activity; ferric iron binding.